GUCUAGUACAAACCAAUUUCCGUUGGCUGCCAUUUUCCCUAGGAUAUUGCUGUUUACAGCAAUGUUAUGAAAUUCAUGUGCUAUAAGGAUCAUAAACACUGCGUUAUUUUGGAAAUAUUGUGCAACAACAUUUAGAAAUUCAUUUAAAAUGGAAUCCAGCAAGUCAGAUUCAACUCCAAAACAGGCCAUGGUAUAUAUUUGUGGAGAGUGCCAUCAUGAUAAUGAAAUAAGACCCAGAGACCCAAUUCGAUGCAGAGAAUGUGGAUACAGAAUUAUGUACAAAAAACGCACAAAGAGACUUGUGGUGUUUGAUGCACGAUAAACUUGAUACAGAAUAAGUGGAAACAUUAAAUCUAAUAAAAUUAUAAUUUAAAGGAAUGCUGAAAUAUUGUACAUUUUAAUUUUAUAUACACCUGACUACUUUGUAUAUAUAUAGAAAAUGAAUGAAGUUUUAGAAAGCUUAGGAUUAAUCAGAUUAUGUUAAUUCGUAUGUAAGGAUCACAGUUUUUAAUAAAAUAACACCAAUUUAU
Megachile rotundata (alfalfa leafcutting bee) is the source of this 530-nucleotide messenger RNA. Its product is annotated as DNA-directed RNA polymerases I, II, and III subunit RPABC4-like. NCBI's taxonomy places the organism in Eukaryota, Metazoa, Arthropoda, Insecta, Hymenoptera, Megachilidae. The record is from RefSeq and is a predicted model, not a curated record. Gene Ontology annotation, cellular component: RNA polymerase II, core complex; RNA polymerase I complex; RNA polymerase III complex. Gene Ontology annotation, biological process: DNA-templated transcription. Gene Ontology annotation, molecular function: DNA binding; zinc ion binding.